Molecule: messenger RNA, 2620 nt
Organism: Ornithorhynchus anatinus (platypus)
Lineage: Eukaryota; Metazoa; Chordata; Mammalia; Monotremata; Ornithorhynchidae
Gene: HIRIP3
Product: HIRA interacting protein 3
Exons: 6
Coding region: 308-2125 (605 amino acids)
Cellular component (GO): nucleus
Source: RefSeq, a predicted model, not a curated record
CUGCCUCCAGGCCUUUUUUUUUUUUCCCGCGCAGCCUCCCCUGGGAGGAGCUUCGUCGCCCAAGUGUCCCCCGCCACGCUGCCUUCUUCCUUCCUUCCUAACUUGGUGUCAGGCCCGGGCCGCCGGGGUCCCCCCCUCCUCCAGGGCCCGGGGACAGUGGUGGCCCAGAGGGCCAGUCCUUCUGCCUCCCCUCCGCUCGCCCACGGGCUACCUGGCACGCGUGGGGCGGGACCGCCCGGGCCCCCCCCACCCCCCCGAGGAGCAGGCGCUGAGGAGAUUGGUGGAGGAGGAGGAGGAGUUGGGGAAGAUGGAGGUGGACGAAGCGGGGGCUGUAGACGACGCCCCACUUCCUGGGGAGGGGGUGAAGCGGCCCCUCAGCCCUCCCAGCUCGCCUGAAGUAGUGCGCUCUAAGAAGAAGCGGAGGUUCAACUCCGAGUCAGAGCACAGCUCAGAUGACUCGGAUCUCGGUCCCCAGGCCACGCAGCUGCUUGGCAGCUCCUCCCUCCCGGCUACCAAGAGCACCCUAGCAGUGGGAGAGAUGAAGAAAGGCCUAACUAAGAAAGGAGUUAAACAGGCUGCGGUGGAGAGCAAAAAUCCAUCCUUGAAGAAGUCACCAAAGGAGGACCAAACUAGUGAAGAGGAGCAGAAUGGGAAACUGAAGGGAACAGGCAGAGCAGUGAAGAAUGAGAGCAGGAAGCCCAAGGGCAGUCAGGGAAAAAAGCAGAAGGGACUGACGAGGAGGAAGGGAGCAAAAAUGGAGAGUGAAAGCAGUGAGGAUGAGCAGGGGGAGGACAACAGGAAGAGAAGACAGGCAGUUGAGAAGAAGGGAGCAAAACAAGGUCUGGAGAAUGAGAGGGAGGAGGAGGAGGAAGAAGAAGGCGGUAAAAGCCUGGUCAGGAAGCAACAUAUGGGGAAAUUAGUGAGAGAAGAAAACAGGGGAGAGGUGGAGAAUGGUGAGAGCAAAGAGAGUGAGGAGGAAGAGAGCAGUAAGAGGAAGGGCGGGGAUAAGAAAAAGGGAGCAAAAACCCCAGUGGAGGAAGAAACAAGUAGCGAAGAGGAGGCAAGUGGAGAAAACUGUACUAAGUGGAAGAACCCUGGAGCAAAGGAAAAAAAGAACAGAAGCAGAGCCAGGAAAGGGGGAAAGAAGAGUACAUCUGAGAGCGAGAGUAGUGAGGAAGAGGAGGAGGGAGGUGACAAGCAGAAGAGAGGUUCUGGAAAGAAAGGAAAGAAAAUGGCAGAGGAGGGCAGUGAAGAUGACAGCAGUCCAGGAGUGAAGAAGGGAACAAGAAAGAUCUCGAGGGAGAAGAGUAAUAAUGAAGAAUGCGGCAGCAAUGGCAAGAAGAAAGGCCAGGCUGGGAAGAAGGGAGCAAAGAAGUCAUGGGAGACUGAAAGCAGUCAAGGAGAAGAGAGGAGCGAGGAGGACAGAGAGAGGGGAAGUGCAGGCGGGAAGAGGGGAGCCAGAGAGACAGAGAAUGAACGGGAGAGGACAAGUAGUGAUGAAAGUAGCGAGGAGACAGGCCGUGUGGGGAAGAAGGCUGAAGAGAAAUCACAGAAAAGCGACAGUGAGAAAGGCGACAGCUCCGAUGAGAAAGAAAGUGACGACGACGGGAAAAAGACAGAUGUGCCCAAGAAGGACGGAGAAGGAGCCUCCUCCUCCUCCUCCUCCCGAAACAGUAGUCCCCAACCCAAAAAGAAGGCCUCCCGCCGUGGAGAGGAUCACCCUGCAGUGGUGCGGCUAAAGCGCUACAUCCGGGCCUGUGGGGCCCACCGCAACUACAAGAGGUUGCUGGGAUCUUGCCGCUCUCACAAAGAACGGCUCACUGUGCUCCGGGCCGAGCUGCAAGCCUUGGGCGUGAAGGGUAAUCCCUCCCUGGAGAAGUGCCGAGCCGUAAAGGAGCAGAGAGAAGAGGCGGCCGAGAUGGCGUCCCUGGAUGUCAGCAACAUCAUCAGCACCUCAGGCCGGCCCCGCCGCCGGGCUGCCUGGCCCCCUUCUCGAGAGGCCGACCCAGGGGCCCGCGCUCGCCCGGCGCUGGACUCGGACGGGGAGGACCCGCCGUCUCGCCCCUUGCCUCCCGAUUGGUCCAACCUGCGUGGCAUUAUCAGCAGCGAUGGGGAGAGCGACUGAAUAGGAAGGGGGUUGCCAAGGGACAGAUUCCAGCAGCCGCCGACGAGCGGGGGGAGGCCUUCGGACAGAACGCAGCCCGUCUCCGAACACGGCCACGGCCGACGUUCGGGCAGAACUUGCGUUGCGCUACUCUCGUGUCACACGCCGGGCACAGCCGGCUCUUGCGACACGAGGCCGCACGGCAUCCAGACCGGCUCGUUUUGCAGGAAGAACGUUCCGUAAUCCUUUGCCGGCGUCCUAACCGGAACGUAUAACGAGCACGCGGUGGGACGCAACUGUGUGUAUAGAACCGCCCUUGGGGCUGUAUAUAUAUAUAUGUAUGUGCCUUGCCCCCCCGGGGCCGGGGAUCGCCAGGGGAAAGGUUCUGGUGAAGCAGGAGAGAGAGGGAGCUACGCCAAAACAGCUCUAUCAGGUUUGGCCUCUGGUCCCUCGGGUUCGGGGCGGAGGGUUGUAAUUUUGUAAGCCUCAAAUAAAUGACUUUAUCAUUUGAAGCCA